CGUGGGGUCACAAGUAGCGGAGAUAAUGUUAGAGAACUGGGAAGUACUGCAUCUUCGGGUUCCAUUCGUCGGGAUGAAGAUUCGAAGCUUGAGUCUGUGCCCGUUGCAGCAGAUCAUUCCUCGUCGUCUGAAAAGAGCAGCACUAGUGUUAGCAGUGGCUCUGAUGCCGAUAGUGAAAACAAAAAAGGAAUUUCGUCGAUGACGGCAUCAGCUGGUGGUAACGCUGGAGCACUAGCGUUGGUUAAGCAGAUGUUCGCUUGUAAUGCAGGCUGCAAACAAACGGCGCAAGUCGAGGGGGGACAGACUACACUUUACGAAGACUCGUCUGCUGCGAAAAGCAGUGGCCUUGGAUGGGCUUGCGCGAAAGCGGCGACACACAACUGGCAUGCUCAGACGCAUGUAAAAUCGAAAAUAGGCAACUUCCUUAUCACCGUCGUGCCGCCAAGGCAAGCAGCAGCAGGGCAGCGAAGUGUGCUACGGCGCGGCCAACAAGAAGAAGAAUUAGCAGGAAAGGACGGUGAAAUCGUGCAUGACAAGGGAGGUAGGUUACUGGAAGAUGUUGAGCAGCAGGCUCGGCGAUUUCUGCUGGAGUCAUCAGGCGUAGCGAGUGGCGAUAGGGUCAUCGACGCACUGUAUUCGAUUGAUGAAGGUGGUUCAUCAGGCCUAACUUCUACGAAUGUAUUUGAAUCAUCUGGUACGGUAAUUGGUGGAAGUCGACAUGUUUUUAGAAGUGGUGGCAGCAGCAGCAGUUCAACAGAUAUUGACACAACUAGCACCGCAUCACGAGAGGGCAGCAUUGUUGAAUCGUCGUCCGACAUGAAAAGUGGCAGCAUUGCUGACUUACCAAAAGUGGUGCAGAUUUCGGAGGCUAAGCCGGUCCUCGGGAAGUACUGGGUGUCAUGGCUAGGGGAUUACGGAGCGAAACUCGGUGCGAAGUGGUUGGAUCUCGGGCAUCUAGCUGGAACAUCAUGGAAAAGAAAGCACGAGAGAACUUUGCAAAACCAUACGACAUCACGACCUGACAACGAAAAUAGUGAAGAAACUCGAACUGCUGACACAGCUGCUAGCCCAACUAGGGGUGAAACCAGUACUAGAAGUUCUUCCACCGCUCCUUCUACAACGACAACGACCAGCGUCGAAGAUCGUUCUGUGUCAAGAACAUCGCUAACGCAGGAGGACGGAGCUAAAGCGAGCGAGAGUAAAGCGGAAAAGGGCAUUGAUAGGCGUCGUCGUGAGGAAGAUACUGAAGAUAGAAAUUCCAAGAAGGUGGAGACGAACAUUGUUGCACUCGCAUCCCGAAGAAGCAGUGCCGCAGCUCCGACUUCAACAUCAACUAGUAAUAAGGGCAGUGAUCCGGCAGAAAAGGUCGUCGUGACGAAAUCAUCUUCCGAGACAUACACGUGUAUAAUCGACCUGGAGGCUCGUGCGCUCGUAGGACAAUUUGAGCGGCUCGGUGGUUUAGUGCACUCCUUUGUCGACCCGAAGACGGGCAAACUCGUAGUCAUACUACGGAGUUCAGACCGUAUCAACGUCGUCACUUACCUUCGGCGCGAGCGCCGAGGCCUUCCGGCAAACAGCAAAGCUACCCGCACUUCGUCUGAAACUUCGGUGGUGCCAGAAGGUGGGAAACCCGUCGAAGGCUGGAAAAUUCAUGCUCCUCAGUCAUCUUCUUCCUCCACCUCGAGUAGAAGUACGUUACAAGACACAGAAGCAGAACAAGCAGAUGAAAACUUGUCGAGAACAGGAGCUAACUUUGCUCCUACUAGAAAUCUAGCCACGACGUCGACGUCUGCAUGGAAGUUCGAGUAUCUGUUUUUCUUCCGGACUACACAUCCAACUCUGGCCUUGCUCAGGAACUCUCUCACUGCAGGUUAUGUCGUUUUUGUGAGUGCACAGCGCGUUGGGAUGGUAAUCAAUCUGAGCGACGGCAGUGUAGCUGAAGAUAGGUUUCUUCCCUGGACCUUCAUGUCUCAAGACCUUGCGCACGUCCGCCGCCGAAUUCCUGAACGAUAUGUGCGGAGCGACGCGAGCCCAGCCCUAAGAAACCCCUGUCCAGAGUGUUGCGGCUUUUGACGUGUAGACUUCAUAAGCAAGCACCACGCAUAUCGACACUCUUGUAUAUUUUUCUUCAUAUUUGAGUGGACAUAGAGGAAUAAGCACUGUCGUAGAAUAGCGCGCGCCUGGCUGCGUGUUCGUACAAGGGGACUGCUGUGUCGGGUUCAAAAUGUGCUCUGACUCGUAUUGGCACUUGGAUGAUCCAAUCCUCGCUCAGCAUCUUCUACGCGGGAGCGGGUGUCGUUCUCAAAAAUAUAGCAAACUGGUG
This is a messenger RNA of Amoebophrya sp. A25, 2323 nucleotides long. Lineage: Eukaryota; Dinophyceae; Syndiniales; Amoebophryaceae. The record is from the annotation of a GenBank genome assembly.